This is a messenger RNA of Megalops cyprinoides (Indo-Pacific tarpon), 572 nucleotides long. RefSeq names its product group 10 secretory phospholipase A2. Gene Ontology annotation, biological process: arachidonate secretion; lipid catabolic process; phospholipid metabolic process. The record is from RefSeq and is a predicted model, not a curated record. Bases 111 to 572 code for a protein of 153 amino acids. Gene Ontology annotation, molecular function: calcium ion binding; phospholipid binding. NCBI's taxonomy places the organism in Eukaryota, Metazoa, Chordata, Actinopteri, Elopiformes, Megalopidae. The transcript is spliced from 4 exons.
CAAGGAAGUAGUGCUGGAGAGCUUAUGCCUAAACGGUAAGUAUAAAAAACCUCUUAACAGAGCGCGUCUGUUCACCCGAGUGCAAACAGGAGCCGCCUCCUCUGCCUGCCAUGUCCGCGCUGUUUCUCAUACUCCUGCUCUUCUCUGUGCGUGCAGCCUCUUCGACUUCAGAGAGGUCCCAGAGGAGUAAGAGAGGCCUCCUGGAGCUGGCUGGAGCCAUAAGGUGCAGCACAGGGAGGUCAGCCCUGGCGUACAUGAUGUACGGCUGCUACUGUGGCCUGGGGGGCCAGGGCUGGCCCAGGGACAGGGCGGACUGGUGUUGUCACAGACAUGACUGCUGUUAUGGAAAAGCUGAGGAAGCCGGCUGCCGAACCAUGACAGACAAGUAUUACUGGACAUGUGAAGACAAAGUCCCUGACUGUGAUUCCCUGAAAGACAAUUGUGAAAAAAUACUUUGCAAAUGUGACAAAGAAGCAGCUAAAUGCUUAAGAAAAGCACCCUUCAUUCGGAAAUAUGCUCUCUGGCCAGACUUCCUCUGUGGAUGUGACUACCCAACAUGUGGUAUUUACUGA